This is a messenger RNA of Diversispora eburnea, 933 nucleotides long. NCBI's taxonomy places the organism in Eukaryota, Fungi, Glomeromycota, Glomeromycetes, Diversisporales, Diversisporaceae. The record is from the annotation of a GenBank genome assembly.
UACAUAUUGAUAAUAUUGAAAUUAUUAAUAAUGUACAACAAUCAGUUGAAAAAGGUGAACAAAGAAAUAUUACCAAUAUUUUAAAAUAUUUAAUACCAAUUCUUAUUGAAAAAAAAAUAUUGGAUACAAAAAAUCUUGAAAUACAUUUACGUAUUUCAGGUGAUGACAGAAAUGUAGGACGAAAAAUUAAUCAUGUUAUAGUUACUUUUUCUCUUCUUAAUAAUAUUGAACAUAUAUUUCAUCCAGAAAAUCACUACACAAUACUUUUAUACCCGGGUAUUGAAAAAUAUGAAAUAUUAUAUAAUACAUUAGAACAAAUAACCUUGGAACUGAGAAUGCUAAAAGACAAAGGUUUAAAAGAUAAUCAAGGAAUAAAUUCAGCAAAUAGUAAACAUUUUUGUCCCUGGUGUGAAAUAUCAAAAGAACAACAAGAUGUUCUUUGGCGAUUAGUAAUUGAUGAACUUAAAUCAAGAAAUACAUGGGAUGAUCAAGCUAGAAAUAUAAUAAUUGAUGAAAUAAAACACAAAUUAAUUGUACUUCAAAAUUUUAAUUUGUUUAAACUAUUUCCAAAUUUAAGAGCAACUCAAAUUAAAAAUUUAUGGAAUAAUUUUUAUUUGCUUUACAAAGCAAUAAAAAAUCUUAAAACUGAUGCAUCACAAUUUACCAAGGAUGCAUGUACAUGGCUACAUCAAUUUUUGAAUCUUAAUUAUCCUAACUCUAUUUCCAGUAAUCAUUUUUAUCAAGCUGCAUUUUCUUGUUCAGCUGUAGAAAAAAAAAAUCAUCAACAAGUUUCUCAUUUUUUUAAAAAGACAACAAAAGAUGGUGGUGUGGGAAAAGAAAAAAAAUUUAAAAUUUUGGAUAUUCUUGAAUAUGAAAAUAGACAAUUAUACUUUAGUAAUAAUAAUGAAUUAGAUUUAGUACAUGCAUCAAAAC